GGGGGGUGUGAGGGUGAGGGUGAGAAUAGGUUUUGAUAUAAUUGCACGACAGCCUAUCUUUCCCUCCGUUUCUCUCGAACUCUCUGACGUCUGCCUCUCCUUUUCUUCUGUCUACCCCUUUUGUUUCAUUCUUCUCCAUCCAGGGGGAAAUACAUUCUCUCAUUACUGUUUGAAUAUAGCUUCAUAUCCGUUAUGGUUAAUGUACCCUGAUUUCAUUCCCUUCUUUCUUCUGUUUUUACUAUUUUCAAGAGGAGCUGGACUCUCCUAUAAUACUCUUUUAAUUGCAGAAUUCGUUUUAAUUCUGACUUGAUUUUUUAUCCAUUCCUUAAUCGCGUCCGGGACUAUCUAUAUUGAUCUGCAACUGUCCAUUCCAUCCUUCACUUUAUAUUUACCCCCACGGGCUUACGAACGAACGCACGAACGCUUCUGGCAGGCCUCGGAAACUAAUAACGAUUUUUAAUUCAACCAAACGCCUUAAUUUUGAUUCUACCAAGGACUCGCUGCGGGCAUCGAGAUCAAGUUCAUUUUCUUUCUUCUGGGAAAUUAAAGAGCUUAUACAUACAAUUCUCUAGAAAUAUGUCAACAGGUGAAGUCGAGUACAGGAGCGCCCUGCAGCAGAGCGAAUAUAUAUCGUCUUCACAAGCCCUGUCAGAAGAUGUAGGCGGAUAUCUUGCUAGAUAUGAUGGUAUACCAAUUGGACAUGAUGGAGGGGUGCACCCAUCUGAGUAUCCGUGGACCUGUCUUCCAGUGCCGGUCAAGCAAGAGAAUCACCAUGCGAGGCAGCUAUAUGAUAGCAUAUACUCAUUACCGUUGGUGUCUAGCCCUCCAAAAUACCAGCCACAGCUCACAUAUGACACACAUGAGCCUGAUCAAACCCCUUUGACACAGAGAUUUGGAAUCUCUGAUGGCUAUGUCGGCGCUAACUCUCUACACAACGACCUGUAUAAGGCGGGUAUGGUAGAAAAUCAUGCUAUGCUCCCAUCAGUAGGCUCUGAGCUCAACAACCGAGCAUCUACUGAAGCCGAGUCAUUAUCGAGCUGGGAAAACUCUCCUAGACCGACCAUGGCACAAUUGACGGUUGACACAGCUGUUCCUACUACGCAGCCGCCAUCUGGGUUCGUCUCAGCAUCGAUAGGGUAUAAUGGCAUAUCUGCAUACUCAGAUAUACCGUCUUCAACUUCAGCUUUCACUCCCUGUAGCUCCCUAUACUACUCAAACACACCACUCUCGCCUUCAGCCUCGCCUCAAAGACAGCAGCAAUACCUAGACUCUCUCAAGUUUGAAUCGGGCGCCAUGACUGCCGUGUCUCCAGGAGCUCCUCGAACCCGGCAAUUGAGAAUUUACGGCUACGACGGCUGCGGAAGUGGAUGGAUACAGAGCCCUUCUUCCGCGAAUCCAACGUACCUUCCUCAGCCGCAUGGUAACACACCAUUUGCUGCAUCAUCAUCCCCUCUAGGGCAGAAACCAGACCACCACCCUCCUCCCCAGGCGGCUGAUACAUCUGAGGAGAAAGCAAAGUCAAAGGAGGCAGUGGAAGCCCUGCCUUUUCCGUUGCCAAAACCUCCAGCUGGCGCCAAAAAGACCAAGUCUGACUUGGCCACCCCGAAGCGCAAAACUAAGCGAGCUGUAUCUCGAAAAGUGUCCGGGAAGAGGCUGUGUCGGGCACAGCAUGAUAUCGGUCACUAUUCAAACCUGGCUGACCCUCCUGACUUGUUUGAACCGUUGAAGGAUAGACCAUCACAACCACCACCGGAAGACCUGUUCCCAUCUGACCCAGCGAUGAUUCCCUGGGAGCAGGAUCCUCGCUUUGAAGGCGACAUGUACACUCCCGCCUGGGUACGCGGACACGGAAACAAGCGUGAAGGCUGGUGCGGCAUCUGCAAGCCUGGACGCUGGCUUAUGCUCAAAAACUCCGGGUAUUGGUAUGACAAGAGUUUCACACAUGGCAUCAGUGCUACGACCGGGCAGGUAUUUAGUCCCCCGAAGCAGACUCGACGAAGCCAGGGCAACGCAAACAUCUGGGAGGGUCUUUGUGAGAACUGUGACUCGUGGGUUGGGCUGGUCAGUAGCAAGAAGAGAGGGACGACAUGGUUUCGCCAUGCUUAUAAGUGUUAUAAUGGCUGCAGCACCACCAGCAAGAGCAGCAAGGCUGAAGGCACGCUCAAGAAGCGACGAGCAAAUAUAGAGAGCGAUGACAACCGCCCUUCGACUCGACCCAGGCUGUCUUCAACACCGAUGGCUCGCAAGGCGAAGCCAGCCAUUCCAUCCUUUGCUUCCAAAGUAAGCAAAACUCCAACCACAUCCUAG
Molecule: messenger RNA, 2307 nt
Organism: Trichophyton rubrum CBS 118892
Lineage: Eukaryota; Fungi; Ascomycota; Eurotiomycetes; Onygenales; Arthrodermataceae
Exons: 4
Coding region: 577-2307 (576 amino acids)
Source: RefSeq, a predicted model, not a curated record